Messenger RNA from Medioppia subpectinata, 1443 nucleotides. NCBI's taxonomy places the organism in Eukaryota, Metazoa, Arthropoda, Arachnida, Sarcoptiformes, Oppiidae. The record is from the annotation of a GenBank genome assembly.
UGGUUUUAUUAUAACAAAUAUCAUAAUGAAAUUAGUGCUGUGUUUGGCGUUGUCUGUGGUGUUGGCGGUGAACGCAUCGCCCGUUUUUGAGCAGGAGGCUCAGGGUCAGACCUGGGUGCUAUUGUGCUCCGGUGGUAUUGGCUGGUCUAACUAUGCCAUCUCGGCCAACGUAUACCACGCUUACCAAACAGUUAAGAAACAGGGUAUACCCGAGAAGAACAUCGUGGUGAUGCACUACGACGAUCUAGCGUUGAACAAGGCCAACCCCACCCAGGGUAAAAUUGUCAACGCCCUCGACGGUGAGGAUGUGUACGCCGGUGUGCCUAAGGACUAUGUGGGCGCCGAUGUGACACCCAAGAAUUUCUUGGCUAUUCUGCGAGGAGACCCCACACUGAAAGCUCAGGGUAAAAAAGUGAUCGAGAGCGGGCCAAACGAUAAGGUGUUUGUUUACUUUAUGGACCAUGGUUCAGUUGGUUCCGUACUGUUCCCGAAGGGCUAUCUCUACGCAGACGAGCUGAACACACAGCUAAAGCAAAUGAACACGGACAAAAAGUUUGCCCAGCUGGUUUUCUAUUUGGAAGCCUGCGAUUCAGGCUCAAUGUUUGAGAAACACUUGCCCACCGACAUCAAUGUGUACGCCAUUACCUCGUCCAAAUACAACGAGUUGAGUUGGAUGUGCACACAUGACACUGUCCGCAAAACUUACCUGGGUGGCUUUUUCGGUGUCACCUGGUUGAAUGAUAGCGAGGCCAAUGACCCCCAGAUCGAGAUCUUGGACAAACAGUACGCCUACAUCGUUGAGCACAAUAAUUUCACCAUGGACAAAGAGACGCACACCCAGCACUCGCAGCAUUAUGGUGAUUUGAGUAUCGCCCACCAGCAUGUAUCCGAGUUCCUUGGACCUAAGAAAGUGCCGGCCGCGUUUAACCAAGUUCAUCACGAUAAUGUCGAGUACGUCAACAUCCGUGACGUGCCGAUCAAGUUGGCCGAGAAAAACAUUGCCUCCACCGACGAUCUCUAUGAGAAACAAAUUUACGUUGAUGAGUUGGCCCGGCUAUUAAAGGGCAGAGAGUACGUGGACACACACCUGUACGAGUACGUGAACAGUAUUCAACAAUUCACAGCCAUGGAAACCGAGCAGCUAUUGAACAGCAAACUGGAAUUGAGCGAGGACAUGUCUUGUUAUAAAAAGUUUGUCGACACCUUCCACAAUAGGUGUUUCAAUUUGAACGAGAACACAUACGCGUUCGGCAAAAUUGGCGUGUUCAAUAACAUUUGCAACCAGAUGGUUUACGAGGGCGCCGUUGACAUCGCUGUCGAGUAUUUGGCUCAAUACUGUGACAACCAUGUUGCAUUGUUCCAGUCCAACAUUGAAUAAUUGAUUAUAAAUUACGUUUACUAAGCUUAUUAAAUUUAAUAAAUAAAAAGUACAAUCAUAUUAAA